AUCGAGUACAGACGGGCAGAACCGACCGCAUCGGCGGGUAAACACCCAGAAUCCAGGCUUAGGAUCGCGUACGACGUCUGAUCUCAUAUAAAGAUCGGAUAUUUCUGUGUAUGAAUCCUCCAAAAGAGAUCUCUUCCAGACGCUUGAAAUUCAGGUCAACACCAUGAUCCCUAGCCUAUAAAAAUACUCUGUUCCCGAGCAACCACUGGUCCACCUGGUUUAUUAAAGAGUAGUUAUUAAUAUCCCGGUCACCCUUUGCAAAAUGGCUAAGGUCCAGAACAAGCAUUCCCACCCCGAGAAGGACCAGACUCUCCUGAGAGUCCCGGUGAAGAGGCUGAUGCGAGAGCGGCCGAUGGAAGCCGCCCCUAUCAAGAAGCGCGUCAUGGCUGCCCUUAACCUGUCGUGCAAAAAGCUCCCCGAAAUAAAGACCGAGCUUGUGGAAAUGGACUCGCAGUUUCUUGGCUACCACCAGGUCUCCAGGGGAAAGGACGGGCGGGACGGUGCACUGGAUCUGAGCCCGGCCCUGAGGAACACUUUGGCCCAGUUUACUCUGAGCAGCCAGUGCUCUCUAGGCGGCCCUGCUGCAUUCUCCGGCCAGUACAGCCAGGAAAAGCUGGUCCCUUCUUUCGCCCAGGGCAACGUGGCAGUAGGACCCUUACUGGUGCCUCCAGACAGCUCGACGGAGCUUGUCCUUUGCAACCUGGAGGGUGAGUCCAUUUCCUGCUUCUCGGUGGGUGGCGAGCUGCGACUCUGCCUGCCCCAGGUCCUGAAUACUGUCUUGCGGGACUUCUCCCUGCAGCAGAUCAACGCCGUCUGUGACCAGCUCUACGUCUACUGCUCCCGCUGCAACGCUUCCCAGCUGCACGUCCUCAAAGUGCUGGGCGUCCUCCCGCCCGGGGCACCAUCCUGCGGCCUCAUAACGCUCACCGACGCCCAGCGGCUCUGCAACACCCUUCUUCACCCGGGAGACAACGUCUUACUCAAGGACCACAGAAUGGCGGACGAGGAGGACAGAGAGGCCGAGGACGCCGGCGGCUUCUGGGUGGAGCAUCAGUGCCUAGGGAAAUGCCAAGGCCUGUUCGUGCCUCGUCUGUACGCCGGUCCGGGCGCCCCGUGCAUCCGCUGCUUGCAGUGCCGGCAGCUUUUCUGCCCCCAGCGCUUCGUCAUGCACUCGCACCGGCAGCCCGACAAGCGCACGUGUCACUGGGGCUUCGACUCGGCCAAGUGGGCCUGCUACCUGCAGCUCGGGAGGAGGUACCUCGACACGGCCGACGAGGGAAAACUCAAGCAGCUACUGGAGGCGAUGAAACUGAAGUUCAGCGCACUUGCUUUGGACACCAAGCUGCAGCAUCUGGAAAGCGCUCAGCUAGAGGAGGGAUUAAAUCUCUGUUCGGGGAAAGAGAAACUCUGCGAGGGCAGCUUGGAGGGGAAGGCGGCAGCUUUUCCCGCCUAUGCGUACGAGCCCUGUCUGCUCGCCAACUUGAAGGAGGACCCCAGCCAACUCGAUCUCAUGUGGCAAAGCUGGUAUCUUUACAUGCACGACAAGAUGACCAGCUCCAGCACGGUCCCGGGUUCUGAGAAAGAUCCCGAGGCAUGGCAUGCGGACGCGCUCAAGCACGGAGGCAACCAGGACGUGAAAAAAUCAGCCCAGGAUGGACAGGACCUCGAGCCCAAAGCGCCCGCCGCCUCAGGGGUGAAGAAAACAAAAUGCUCGGGCAGCCAAUCGCAGCGCAACGGCGGCUUGGACGAGCGACCCAGAGUUUCCAUAGAAACGCCAGCAUGCGAGAAGGCUCCGAGCGGCGCGACGGAGGAGAACAAGGACAGCAUGGUGGUGGAGGUGCUUCAGAUGUACAACGCUCAACACGAGAAGCUGCAGUCCACGCUACUCAAGCAACAGCACCUGGAAAAGGAGCUGCAGGCUUUGCGCAAGGUUGAGACGGGCGAGCUGGAGGCGGCGCAGGCAGAGCACGCUCAGAAGCUGGGGGAGGUGCAGAUGGAGCACGCUCAGAGGCUGGGGGAGGUGCAGGAGGAGCAGCGGAGGCUGAAAUGUAGGCUGGAGCAACUGAGGCAGCAGCAGAGCUGCAGGUGCAAAGAGCUGCAGGGGGCCGAGCGGACGCAGGAGAGCCGCUACGCCGCGCAGCUCUUGGAGCUGCGUCAGAGGCUGGACCGAGCCGAGGAGGACCGCGAGGAGCUGCAGGAGGAGCUCCGCCGGGAGAGGGAGGCCAGGGAGAAGCUAGAGCGCAUCAUCGCCGAGCUUAAACAGCAGAUGAAGGACUCGGUACCUGCUCCGACGCUGGACAGCCCUCUGUCGAGCUCCUCCGGCGACGUGCUUAUGUCUCCUGCUCCGUAGACCACGGUCGCAGUGCAGAGCAGAGGUCGCAGGUCGUUAAAAAGAAAAACUCUGGCCUGGGAAUUUCGGACCGGGCUUCUGUACAGAAGAUGUUUUAUCGGCAACUAAAACAAAAGCAGCUAAACGAGCUACAAAUCGAUCGAUUUAUUUCACUCACAAAGAGCAUGACGUGUUCUUUGUAUGCAAAUUUCGUAUGCAUGCGUACACACCUCGCGCGGAGUGUGUGGGAGCUUCGGGACCGCCCGACCUGCACGCGUGUUCAACGUGCAGCAUCUUUUUAGUCAGUGCACUGACUACUGGUUUUAAAAAAAAAAGUGAGUAAAUACGUUUCUGGUUAGAAUCGUUUGCAAAAUUGUAAUGUGAUCUUGUUUAUGAACGUAUUUAUUGUUUUAUUGAUUAACGUUAACGUGAGCAGACGUUUGUAAUAAUACUAAACGCUUAAAGGUACGCUAAGACUUUUGUUUUAUUUUUCUCACCAUGACACGUUAUGACAUAGGAAUAGAAGAGCCAUGCUGCUCCACAUGGCAGCUUAAAGUGUACAUACACACAAUUUCAUUUUCCAUUGUCAUUAUCCGGAUCCAUCAGGGUCGUGGCUGAUCCGGCAGUUCAGUAACACACAGAGGUCGAGGUCCCUAGGGCAGUGGUCCCCAACCACCCGGCCAUCUAUUACCGGGCCGCACAGAAAGAGUAAAUGAUUAGAGAUCACUACAAGAGCAAAUUUCCAAUACUCUUCGGGUGUUGUUUUCGCUUAUCACCACUAGGUGGGAGCAGCGUCUCGUUGCAGCGUAAAAAGGAUGAUUUUUUUGAUAUUCCAGCUGCCCGAUUCAGAGCCCUAUACCUUUAUUGUACUAAAUUCUUCCUCCAUAUGUGUAUAUAUACACACACACUCAAACACACACACACACACACUUUGCAACCCAUACGUUUCUAAUGAGGAAGAAAUGAUGACAACAAGAAUAAACUGAUUCUGGAGUUGCGCUUAUAUGGGAUUACCUGCACUGUCCUGCACUGUACAUUCCACAUCAUUAAUACGUUUUUGCUUCCACACCACGUACCACAAGUUUUCCUUAGUGCACCUUUAAGACCUUUCUUUGCUAGAUGCUUUUAUAUUUUCCAUAUGUAUGCACAGUUCGAAUGUACAAAAUGUAUGCAUGUACGUAUGCUAAAUAAUAUUGAUAUGAAUAUGUUAACCAAGUUAAGUUUACACAGUUAUGAAUUAUAUAAAAUAGAUAUAUAAAAAAAAGAUUUCACUAUAUAGGCGUUUUGUAUAAACCAUUUCUUAUAAAUGUACAUCUGAGAUUUUCCUAUUCUCUGUGUAGCUUCAUUUCUUUUUAAACUUUUGACUUUUGAAGUUAUUAAGAUUAUUAAUCUUAUCUUGGUUAAAAACAAACAACAACAAAAAAAAAAAAAAUCUAAAUCUAAAGUUCUCUUUAUAUUGUCACCUUAUUUACUAUAGGAAUUUUAGUGACCCCUGUAUGACCUUCUGUUAUAGGCUUAGACGAACAGGGUUUAUUUUCAAUAUGCUAUACGAGAGCGACAGGACGUUCGUUUGCGAGAGAGAAAAAAAGCUGUAACAUUUCAUUGGACCGGGAGCUCUCAUCGACAAUCAGAGGGAACGUUUCCAACGCUUCCCCGAACAUGAACACUUCAGACGGAGCUGAUGACUUUGUUGCUACCUCAGAUGAAUCCAUAUAUAAGCUGUGUAUCGGUUUCCGACAGUAUGAACUGAAAGAAAUGAAGAUGGAGUAUUUUAGUAGGCUGAGCUCUAAUUACCUCUGUGCUGUUUCUAUGCUGCUUAUGGGCUAAGUGUUAUUGGCUUUUUCAUGAUGAGAGAUGCAUGUCUAAUAUUAAAUCUAUAUAAAUAUAUGAAUAUUAAAAAAAAGAGUUUUUCCCUUAUAAAUACGCUGUUUAUUUCUUAUCAUUACGUUAUCAUGUGUUUUCUUUUCCUUCCUUUUCAAUGCCGUUGUUUGUGUUUGGAUGGUAUGAGAUGCCGCCUGUAACUAAGACACUUUGGAUCAUGCUUACAUCUUUUGUAUGUCAUUGCAUCAGGAUUGACAUUCUAAUUUAUCAUUCUAAUGGGGUUAACAAUAAAAACGAUUUAGUGCACUAA
Messenger RNA from Trichomycterus rosablanca, 4460 nucleotides. RefSeq names its product SKI-like proto-oncogene b (gene skilb). Gene Ontology annotation, biological process: negative regulation of BMP signaling pathway; negative regulation of transcription by RNA polymerase II. Bases 263 to 2350 code for a protein of 695 amino acids. Gene Ontology annotation, molecular function: SMAD binding; DNA-binding transcription factor activity, RNA polymerase II-specific; RNA polymerase II cis-regulatory region sequence-specific DNA binding. The record is from RefSeq and is a predicted model, not a curated record. Gene Ontology annotation, cellular component: nucleus. The transcript is spliced from 8 exons. Lineage: Eukaryota; Metazoa; Chordata; Actinopteri; Siluriformes; Trichomycteridae.